Molecule: messenger RNA, 5100 nt
Organism: Acipenser ruthenus (sterlet)
Lineage: Eukaryota; Metazoa; Chordata; Actinopteri; Acipenseriformes; Acipenseridae
Product: syntaxin-binding protein 4-like
Exons: 23
Coding region: 332-2530 (732 amino acids)
Biological process (GO): regulation of insulin secretion involved in cellular response to glucose stimulus; insulin receptor signaling pathway
Cellular component (GO): cytoplasmic vesicle
Molecular function (GO): syntaxin binding
Source: RefSeq, a predicted model, not a curated record
CGACCGUAGUAACCAAUUUAAAUGACAAAUGAGAGAUUAUAUUAUUGUUAUUUUGAAAAUGCAAGAGUGUCAUUUUAAAAUAAAUAAAUACAUGUACAAAUCCGUCACUGCUGAAAACCGAACCUCGAGACCAAAAAAGAAGCGUGGGACCCUAGCCGUUGUUUUAGAGUCAUCAUAAUGUUAUAAUGUUAUAUGUUAUGCUUUAUUGAAACAAAUAAACUGAUUCCCGACCCUGUGCAACGCGUGCGCGCACAGAAGAAAGGCUUGGCGGAGCGCGAGGCAGCAUGGGAAAACGAAAACGUCGCUAAGUUUUUAAAACAAUGGAAACAGGAUGAUGAUGGGCCCGCACGGAAUAAACAGGGCUGUCCAGCGCUUGGUGUUCUCUCGUUGUCAGCACGGCCUGGGUGUAAAAAUCAUUGGAGGGUAUCGAGAGCACACCGGUGAAGAGUAUGGCAUUUAUAUCAAGAGGAUUCUUCCUGGAGGGGUUGCUGACAGAGACGGGAGACUACAACCUGGCGAUCUUGUUUUGGAUGUUAAUAAUGAGAGUUUGGGAGGUGUGACCAAUGAGAGGGCAGUUGAUAUCCUGCGGAUGGCCUCUGCAUCCAACCACAUAUCCCUCUUGAUCGCUCGGGAUGAGGAAUCGAAGAGAGUAUUUCGUGAGCUGUUGGAGAAGAACGGUUCUCAUAGUAAUGCAGGGUCUGAACGAAACUCCCCUACUCCGCUGGCAGCUGGGAAGAUGACAGAAAGCACAUCAUCCACUUCUUCUUCCUCGAGGUCUCAAAGCCCCCAGCUGCUGAGCCCGAAGGAUAUUGUUACGAGCUACUGUAACAGCUAUGGGGUCGUGCCAGUAGCCAAUGACAAUGCAAUUCAGUUGAUAUGCGUUGCCAAGGGAACAGGUUUAGGCCUGCACAUCGUGGGAGGAGCUAAUCGACCAGAGGGACCAAUGGUGUACGUUCAGGAAACCGUAUCAGGAGGAGCAUGCCAGAAGGAUGGUCGGCUUAGGCCUGGGGAUCAGAUUGUAUCUGUAAAUAAGGAGUCCUUCAUUGGCGUUACAUAUGAAGAGGCAAACAGUAUAUUAACCCAGACGAAACUCAGACCGGAUCCAACGGUGGAAAUCGCGUUCAUUAGAAGAAGCUCCGGGAAAGGUCUCCAGAGCCCUGUGGGGCUGCAGCCCCAGGUGAAAGGGAAUGGGAAUCUACUGAGACCCACAGGACUGGGCCUCCACUCCCCCCCGGGGAACCUCAUUCCAAAGAUGUCAUCCACCCCCAACACGGGAAGCGAGACCCUGCCUUCAGUGAAACUCAGCCAAAUACGAGCGGCUCCUAAGAGAAGAGACGAGUCUCCUGUGCUCUCACCGGACAGCACUCUCCCGGAGGAACCCGGCUCUGCCAUCUCUCCCAGUCCCAUGGAAGGCUGUACACCCAAAGGAAGAAAGAUUUCCCUCAAUUCCACGAUUCGAUUGAAGCUGGACAGACUGCAGCAGGCGCUGGGAUACCUUGGGAUCAGACCUACAGAGGAGCAGGAGCGGGCGCUGAGGGAGCAGCUCCAGAUCGAUUCCAAAGGGACAGUGGCCUAUGGAGAAUUUGUGCAAGUCGUCCGAGACCUUUUCAAGUUGCAGUUGGAUGACGCUGGGAUUGGCCAGGGAAUGAUGAGAUUUGCAGCGACUGAUCUUACGAACCUUCUUGAGCCGACACACCAGCCGCAGCUCGCUGCUUCUGAUUCCGAGGAACUGGAUGAGAUGGAGAGACUGAAAAGGGAUCGGAUUGAGGCUUUAAGAGAAGCAAGGAGGUUGCAGGAUCAGCUAGCAGAAUCUGAAGGCCUUCGUGCACAAUUGCAAGAGGAGCUUAAAAAAGUAAAACAACAUGUCGCAGUGAAGGAAGCGAAGGCUGCAGUGGAGGAGACCAGGGCUUUGCGGAGCCGGAUCCACCUGGCAGAGGCCACCCAGAAGCAGGCCCGGGGCAUGGAAAUGGACUACGAGGAGGUCAUUCGCCUCCUGGAGGCUGAGAUAGCCGAACUGAAGGCUCCGCGCACUGACCAACCCAACAGCAUCAAAGACGGGGUGCAAGAUCUGAAAAAGAGGGUCGCUGUGCUGGAAUGUCAGCUCCGAAAAUCAGAGGGCGCCAAGAAAGGGUUCGAGGUGUCCACAGAGAAGCUGCUGCAGUUUGUGGAGGUUGUGCACGAUGUCCUUGCCGAGAAUCCAAGUUUUAGUUCUCCGAGUGAUUGGAAGCUUGGCAUGACUUCCUCUUCUCAAGCGAUCGCGAGCAGGAUUGGAAGAAAGGGACCACGAACCACCACAGCACUCGCACAAGAAGCCAAAGAUCUUAGCAGAUCUGUUAGAUCCAUUCUUGAAGUAGAUUGUCUGCCGUACGGCUGGGAGGAAGCGUACACAGCAGACGGGAUCAAGUACUAUAUUAACCAUGUGACACAGACGACCUCGUGGGUCCACCCUGUGACCAGUGGACUCGGUCUGUCUCACUCGGAGAGAGACGGAGAGGACGUCACCAGAGACCUCCAGGAGCACAGAAGUUAACCCCGAAACCACGGAGCAAGAAUCCGUACCCUGCUGCGUAUCCCAUUCCCAUUGUGCUCCACUGGCCCUUGCUUACCUCCAGUACUCCUACACACACCAUUCACAAACUGCAGGCGUUAUGCCUGGUUUAGAUACAGUGCACAGUGCAGUACCAUAUACAGUGUGUUUCAUUAUGAUCGUUUUCAUAAAGAGAAAAUAGUCAAUGUAAGUUGGCAAAGUAAUCCAGUGUAUUUUCACAGACCCCCGUCAGCACUAAUCAUGGGCUUCUUACUUUAGGAAGACCAUGAUUAGUGUUAAUCAGGAGUCUGUGAGACUAGUGUGUAAAAUCUUAGGUUUUUAAUAUUUGUAUUAUUUUAGACAUGUUUUUUUUCCAGCACCAUGAAGUAUUUCUUUAUUGAACACUAAUCCAGGUUUUAAAGAUCCUAACAUGAAUCACGUUCCUUAACUGUUCUUUUUUGAGCUAUAACUCUUAAUCUUAAGGGCUGGUUCAGAAAUGACCCGCACCAAAGUGGAUCCCUCCCUUCUUUGUUGCAUCUUUCAGUUUUCAGGUUAUAACACUCUGGAUAUUUUAAUGUACCACUAAGCUGUGAUACCAUUGACAUAAGGACUCUGUUUGUUUGUUUGUUUUUGUUUUAAUUAUGUGUUGUUGCAAUUCCACCUCCUCAGUUAAGGUCAGCGUAGACGCCACUCAUGUGUUCAGUAUUUUACAUUAACACAGUGGUCGGCAACCUUUCGUCUUACAGUCCACUCAGUUUCAAGACUACCAGAUCUUUAAUGACUCAAUUGAUCUCCAGCAGCAGCAAGGUCAGUUGUAUAAUUAUGGAACUGGUUGACACAAAGUCUUACCAAGGUUCUCUAACCCCUGCUUAAACACAAGCCAUGUGGAUAUAAUAAAGCCUGUAUGAACGUAUAUGUUGUAUAAUUAGUUAUAGAGUACACUUUCAAAGCUAAGCGAGAGUUGUCGGUUUUCAAGCGAGAAAGAAUCUGUGCCAAGUAGGUCUAACGGUAGAGCUGCUGCACGCAGUCCAGGCCAGUUUCCAUGUUCCAUUGACAAGUAAGGAUGUUGUGAUUUUGUUUAUUUUAAAUUAGGACAGAAGCAAAGGGUCAGGCAUAAACACGGCGCAGAUGAUGUCAAGUUUCCAAAUCUCAGUGGAAAUUUAAAAAAACAAAACAAAAAAAAAACACAACAAAGUAGAAAGGAAGGAAGAGCAAACCCAUUGCUGGAUCCGGCGAUUUGUAUUCGUUUGCUGAACUUAAUCAAAAGGAAAACAUAGCAGUCUUAUUAUUCUGAAUUAGGAUAACCCAGACUGCAUCUUUGAACCUGAAUCUGCACACAAUGGAUUGUUUUUAAAAUCCUAAUAGGAAAUCGUAUGAUUACGUGAACGUCGGCCACAUUAGAGCUUUUUGAUUUCCACAUCCUACAAGUAAACACUGCCUUCAUCAAAAAGCUAGUUUGAGUCAGACCUCAAGUGUCCUGUUUUAAAGCUUGGGCAAAGCCAUUCGAAGAGGAAUGAAACCAUUUUAACAGUACGAUAGACUCACGCCAAUCCAAACCUGCUGGUCCCAGCUGUGCUGUCACUGGAACCAUGCUAUUAGAAUGAAUGUCAUGCGGAUUGCUGCUGUAGUAAAUGCACUUCAAUAUCCUACGUGACGAGUGUGUAAAACAUAUCCCAUUGUCUCUGUAUGUGUUGUUCAUGUUGUUAUUCCACAUUUCUGAUGAUUGGACAUGUUAGUGUGGUGCAGAUUCUGAUCAGCGAGAGGCUGCUGUGGAAAGCGAGCAGGUUGUUAUUUGCUAGUUUUAAUUUGGUUGCAGUUAUUUUGUUUUUUUGAAUGUAAUUCAAAAAUAGGACCCUGCUUGAUAUGAAAAAGCAUUGAACGUUUUCUCAUCGGGAUCACAUUGAAAUGAUAUGAAGCCAACAUCAACCCAAACACAUUCCACACCAUGCUUAUUCAAAAUGUAGCAGAAUUCAAAUGCAGUUUCUUUUACUGUUCAUUUCAGUGAUAUUUAGUGAUAUGGUGGUUUAAAGAGUUUUGCCUGCAUUAUGGAUGUUUUCACAUUUGAAAACUAAAAAUACAUUUUGAAAUGGACAUUUGAAACACAUUUGAAGUGUGUAAUACAGGUUAAAAGGUCUUGCAAGGUUUCUGUUUAAAUGUCUCUUGUCUCCCGUGUAAAACAAAUACACAUGGUAUUAAAUAAGCAAUCUCCGGAGAACGCAGUUAAAGGAUGGUCCAUACCGAGUGACGGAUCAAACAGAAACCGUCCACAUACACAUACAUACAUACAUACAUACAUACAAACAUUUUACUUGGGCAGUAUAUCCUGUGGAUUAACAUGAGGAGGUUGACUGGUAUGAAUGCUUGAAUGUUGAAACCUUUCAUGUGCAAUUUUUAUGUGUUUUUCUUGUCAUUUUUAUUUCUGUUACACCACACUGUAUUUAUUUCUUUUUAAAAUGUGUUUAGUGAUAUGCUUUUAAAAUGUGUUGUUUUUAUUGCACAGCGGAUGGUAUGGUGUGGUUAAUUAAUGUAUACCUUAUGGGUGUCAACAGGCCUAAUAAACCAUGUAUCCAAUA